GGAAGCGACGAGAGAAACACAGAGACAACCUUGAACCGAUGGCAAGAUCCGUAAUUCUGUGUCUCAUCCUCGCGGCGGUUCUGACGUCAUCUCCGGCGGAGGCCUCCGGUGACGACAACCGAGUCUACUCUCCGUGCUCCGAUUCCAGGGUUGCGGUCGGUGAUGGAUUCUCAUUCGGCCUCGCCUUCGCUGCAAAAGAAUCCUUCUUCAACAGCAAUCGUUCCGUACAGUUCUCUCCAUGCGAUCGCCGACUCUCUCUCUCUAAUUCAGGUUCUCAGGUCGCCGUUUUCCGACCGAAAGUCGAUGAGAUCACCCUCCUCACCAUCAACACCUCCAGCUUCCGACCGGACUCUACGGGCGGUUUUAUGGUAGCAUUUGCUGGUUCGAAAUAUGCUGCAAGAUCGGUCCCAGUUUUCGUUGCGGAUAAUAACCUCAUCGUGACAAGCUUCACUCUUGUUCUUGAGUUCCAGAAGGGCAGGCUUCAGAACUUAUAUUGGAAGAGAGACGGUUGUGCCAAAUGUGCUGGAGAUGCGAAAUUUGUGUGCUUCAACAAACAGGAGUGUGCAAUCAGAACGCAGAACUGCAAGAACCGAGGAGGCCAAGUGGAUUGCAGUCUCGGGAUCCAGUUGGCGUUCUCGGGCACGGAUAAACACUACACCGCCCUAAAUUCGUGGUACGAGGUAGCAAACCUUCGGCAGUACUCGCUCUACGGCCUCUACUCCAAUCUACGGGAUUCUCUUACCAACCAGUUCAAGAACAUCUUCUGAGUUUCCACCUGAUGUUUUUGUAAGAUUCUUCGCCCCUCGGUUUUAGUUUGUGAUUAUUUCUUGCCUGUAUGUUAUAUUCUUUGUGUAUUCCUCGUUCUCCGUUUGCUUGAUUCCUGCUAUACUACUAUUUUCAACUUUGACAGUGCCUUUAUAUGAGCAAAUGAGAUAUAUGAUUGUUUCAGUGA
Messenger RNA from Tarenaya hassleriana, 952 nucleotides. RefSeq lists its product as uncharacterized. The transcript is spliced from 3 exons. Gene Ontology annotation, cellular component: cytosol; nucleus. The record is from RefSeq and is a predicted model, not a curated record. Lineage: Eukaryota; Viridiplantae; Streptophyta; Magnoliopsida; Brassicales; Cleomaceae. Gene Ontology annotation, biological process: tRNA wobble uridine modification; protein histidyl modification to diphthamide. Gene Ontology annotation, molecular function: metal ion binding. Bases 39 to 767 code for a protein of 242 amino acids.